Arabis nemorensis is the source of this 534-nucleotide messenger RNA. NCBI's taxonomy places the organism in Eukaryota, Viridiplantae, Streptophyta, Magnoliopsida, Brassicales, Brassicaceae. The record is from the annotation of a GenBank genome assembly.
AUGCGUGCAGUUUCCUUCUUGGUGUUCUUGUUGCUUGUUGAGUUAUGCAAUGGAGGAAUGACCAGUGGAUAUAUAAGAGGAUCUGAUUUACCCAAUGACAUGCCAUUAGACAGCGAUGUUCAUGUAACGCAAGGUAACCAUGAAGGUAAUGGAGUAAUCAUUUCAUGGGUUACUCCGGUUAAGCCCGGUUCUAACACUGUUCGCUAUUGGUAUGAGAAUGGGAAACCGAAAAGCCAAGCUGAAGCAACCGUUAACACUUACCGGUUCUUCAAUUACACGUCUGGUUACAUCCACCACUGCAUCAUCGAUGAUUUACAAGAACGUGUUUCUAACAUCGCUUACAACAUUGUCAAUGGAUUGUGUGAGCCAAUAAUAGAUGAGUCCGCUCUUGUAUACAUAACAAUUGGGGAUGGAGGAAAUUCUGAAGGCUUGGAAACUGACUGGAAUCGAGACCAAGAUGAGUAUUCUGUUGAAGCAGAUUUUGUGUGGUUGCUUAAUCGGUUUUGGCAAGGAACAAAGAAGCAAGAUCAGUGA